GGGAAUGUCAACAGACCUCACUGCUGAGGCCUCACCAUGGCUUCCCAGGCCUGCAGGCUCCUUUGCCUUCUGCUUGGGCUUCAGGGCUCUCUGGCUGCAGUCUUCAUAACCCAGGAGGAGGCCCACGGGGUCUUACGCCGGCAGAGGCGUGCCAACUCCUUCCUAGAGGAGCUGCGGCCAGGCUCCCUGGAGCGGGAGUGCAGGGAGGAACAGUGUUCCUUCGAGGAGGCCCGGGAGAUCUUCAGGAGCACAGAGCGGACGAAGCAGUUCUGGAUUUCUUACAACGAUGGGGACCAGUGCACCUCAAAUCCAUGCCAGAACGGGGGUUCCUGUGAGGACCAGCUCCAGUCCUAUGUCUGCUUCUGCCUCCCUGAAUUUGAGGGCCGGAACUGUGAGACAAACAAGAAUGACCAGCUGAUCUGCUCAAAUGAGAACGGUGGCUGUGAGCAGUACUGCAGCGACCACAUGGAGGCCAAGCGCUCCUGCUGGUGCCACGAGGGGUACUCUCUGCAACCGGAUGGGGUAUCCUGUGCGCCCACAGUUGAAUAUCCAUGUGGAAAAAUACCUAUUCUGGAAAAAAGAAACACCAGCAACCCUGAAGGCCGAAUUGUGGGGGGCAAAGUGUGCCGCAAAGGGGAGUGUCCGUGGCAGGCCAUGCUGACGCUGAACGGAGCUCUGCUAUGUGGGGGGACCCUGGUCGACCCCAGCUGGGUCAUCUCUGCAGCCCACUGCUUUGACAGAAUCAAGAGUGGGAAGAACCUAUCCGUAGUGUUAGGCGAGCACGACCUCAGCCAGGAGGAAGGGGACGAGCAGGUCCUGCACGUGGCACAGGUCAUCGUGCCAGCCACUUACACCGCAGGCGUCCCAGACCACGACGUGGCCCUGCUCCGCCUGGACCCGCCAGCCCACCUGGCCACACACGUGGUGCCGCUGUGCCUGCCCGAGGCUGCCUUUGCAGCUCGCGUGCUGGCAGCUGUGCGCUUCUCCACUGUCAGCGGCUGGGGCCGGCUGCUGGAGCGUGGGGCCACAGCGCGGGAGCUCAUGGCGGUGGACGUGCCCCGGCUCAUGACACAGGACUGCGAGCAGCAGUCGCGGCGCCGGGCAGGUUCCCGGCGCCUCACCGAGAACAUGUUCUGCGCGGGCUACCUUGACGGCAGCAAGGAUGCCUGCAAGGGCGACAGUGGCGGCCCUCAUGCCACGCGCUACCGGGGCACCUGGUACCUGACGGGCGUGGUCAGCUGGGGCGAAGGCUGCGCAGCCGCCGGCCACUUCGGGGUGUACACACGGGUGUCUCGCUACACUGAGUGGCUUCGUGGUCUCAUGCGCUCUGAGUUGCGUCCAGACUUCCUGCUCCGGGCCCCGUUCCCCUAACCCAGCUCCUGGCCACCUGGAGAUGCCCACACCAAUCCAACUCUCUCCUCUUGGUUUGGGGGGGGGGGCGGAAGGGCAGAAACAGAUGCGCAGAGAUGAAGAAAUGGAGAUUUGGGAGGGGACACAGAGACACACAGCCAGGAGGGGAUAGAGGGGUCUGAGAGAGGCCGGGACCUAAGGAGACAGCUGUGGAGCAGGGCACUGGUACCUGGUCCUGAUGGCAAACAAGUAGCAUUUACUUUAGGGUCAACCGAGGUCUGCAAACAAAUGGUGGAGGGCUGAAUCAAGUCACACUGUGUUGUAAAUAAAGUAUUAUGGAAUAUUUGUUUA
This is a messenger RNA of Otolemur garnettii (small-eared galago), 1701 nucleotides long. RefSeq names its product coagulation factor VII (gene F7). Lineage: Eukaryota; Metazoa; Chordata; Mammalia; Primates; Galagidae. The transcript has 8 exons. The record is from RefSeq and is a predicted model, not a curated record. The coding region runs from base 37 to 1371 and encodes 444 amino acids. Gene Ontology annotation, biological process: blood coagulation; proteolysis. Gene Ontology annotation, cellular component: extracellular region. Gene Ontology annotation, molecular function: calcium ion binding; serine-type endopeptidase activity.